UAAAAAAUUACAUGUUAGAUAAAAAAGUUAGUUGAUAAGUAGAAAAAUAGGGUGAUAGAUGAAAUCUUUUAGACGUGGCGGUAUUGAGGCGCAAUUAAAUAAAAAUUAAAAGAAAGAAAGAAAAGGGUGUGAGGGCUGCAAAUAAAGAAAGGGUAAGGAUGUGUGUGAAAUCCUUGGACAGGACAGGAGGCCUUUAUUAUUUAUGUGUGUUUGGGUUGGGUGUCUCUUAAUAAAAAUCUGAUCUGAUAAGAAGAGGCGGGGCGGAGUGGAUGGUGUAUUCAUAGAUAUCCCAGGCCAGCGAUCGAAUUGAAGAGAGAUGGGGGGGCAGUUUGGGGACACGACGUACACGAAAGUAUUUGUGGGCGGGCUGGCCUGGGAGACUCACAAGGAAACCAUGGAGAAGUACUUCCAGCAGUUCGGUGAUAUCUUGGAAGCUGUUGUCAUCUCCGAUAAGGCCACCGGCAGAUCCAAGGGCUAUGGCUUUGUAACAUUUCGGGAGGCGGAAGCGGCGAUGAGAGCAUGCGUGGAUGCAUCACCAGUGAUUGAUGGGAGAAGGGCCAACUGCAAUCUCGCUUCUUUGGGUGUUCAAAGAUCCAAGCCAAACACCCCCAAACCUGCCGCCGCCGCAGCAGCAGGUGGAGUGAUGAAUUACAGUGUAAUGAAUGGCUUUCAGGGAGGAUUUGGAGCAACAACAACAUUUCCAUCUUCAUCAACCUUCCCUCACUAUGCCAUCCAACAAGCCCUCCCUUAUCCUUAUGGGUACUCUUCUUACUCGCCGGACUAUACCUAUCCCACGAAUCAGGCAAUACAGUCACUUCAGCCAGAAUUUCAUAAAUUUCAGCAGAAUCAGCCAAUUCAGCCGAUUUUGGUGUUACCAAAUGAGCUCUGAGUUUAAUGGGAGUAGUUUUUUCUGUUGAGCGUUACAUCGAUCAUUGUACGUGGUUUUGACUAGACACUAUAGCAACCGCCCAAAUGUAAACAAAAACUACUGAUCCCAUUAUUUCUUUAAUGGAAAAAGUAGUGCGUGACACUUUUUUGCUUUCCAGAUUUACUUUUCUGUUUCCGCGUUUUCAAAAUUGAAGACUGUCCCCCGUCUUCAUUGUGAUUCCUGUUACAAACCUUCAGACCAUCUCAAUGUAAACUUCAAAUAUUCACAAUAUAAAACAAGUGUUUGCAUUUCAGCUUUGAUAGUCAUUGCUAUUCACUUUUUUAUGAAUAAUAAAAUUCUUUAAUACUGCGUACCAUUUAUUAUUAUGAUCAUAAAAAUGUUGUUUGUGUACAUAAUUUAUUAUAAAUAAUUAUAUAUAUAUAUUGACAAUUUGGUAAAGUUUAUAUGAUUCUAAUCAUUUUUACUUUAUUUUUACUUUAUCAAAAUUACAUAAAACACUUUUUCUUGUCACGUCUCAUUGUUAUGGAACCAAGGGAGUAGUAGGUUACCUUUCGUGUCCGUUCUCAUUAAAACUAGAAUUUCCUAACUUGCAAUUCUUUGGGAAGCUAGGCGGCGUAGAUAUACAGUCACAUACUAUCGUAUUAGGUAGUACUGUAUGUUUUAAUACUCGGUAAUAUUUAGAUAUUUCCCCCGAAAUAUGUAUAUAUUAUUACAGUAUGAUGAUAUAUAUAGAUAUGGGUGUGCGCCUGUGUAGAGUUACUACGGAAUGUACGCUGGUGGGGCGAUGGCAGGGCAGUAUCAUCUGUACGGUAGUGGGACAAAUGGAAUGCUAUCUGCGGCUGCUGCCUUCUACCCUUACCUUAAUUUCGGCGACGGAGCAACCACCGCCACUGCAGGCCAGCCCUACGGUGCACAGUACCCACACCACCUGUUUCAAUACUCCGCUGCCAUGACUACCACCUCCGGCUACCCUGCACAUCACUACGCCACCCCCAUCUCUCUGGCGCACACGCCUCCACUCCAAUCAGUUUGUUGUUUUGUGGUACCACAGGCGUGAAAAUGGCGACCGCCGCGUUAGGGACACCAAUUCCUCCACACCGUUAAGCUAGAGAUUCAUUAUUCAUUCAUUGAAGCUAGGCUAAGGAAAGAGGAGGCGAAGCCAAAGCGCGCGCACCUUAUCAUAAGUAUGAUGGAGUUGAGUUGAAAUGGUGAAUGGAGAUCAAUCGACUCAAUGUCUUUCCAUCAUGUAUCUACCUAGCUAGCUACCAACUUAGCUACGCUACUAGAUCUUCACCAGCAGCAGGGCGUGAUGUGAUAUGACGACGUCUACGCUUCUCACCCGAAGCUCGCCCCAAAUAUGGCAUUUGAUCGAGCUUCUCCGCAUAUUGGCUCGGGUCGAGUGAAACACCCGCCCACCUCGCCGCCUUCUUAUCUCUUGCAAGGGAAUAUGGAUUCCUUCAUGAGGCAGAGAAGCUACAAUUAUUAUAUAUAGAUAUAGAUAAAUAUACAAGCUUACUCCCAUGAAAAUCACGUGUUAGUAGCAUUGCUUUGUCCUUGAUUAGCCUCGGAUAGGCUAAUUAUAUUUAAUCAAUCUAGCCAUUUAGGAAAUCAAACCCUUUUUUUGAACUGUAACUUAGGUUAUUUAAUCUCCAAAUUACUGUGCCUCAAGGAAUUUUAUUAAUGGUUAAUAAGGUUCCAUUGGGACACGACAAACAUGCAUUUAUUUGUAUUACUAGGGACUUGUCAUUAAUGUGACAUGUUUAAUUAUGUAAUUAUUAUUUAUUCCGUAUUAGCUAAUAGCAACGUACGCACUAAGAGGAUUCCUUCUCCAAACUAUUGAUUGAGAAUGAAUGAUAUUUCUGUUAAUA
This is a messenger RNA of Cuscuta europaea, 2757 nucleotides long. NCBI's taxonomy places the organism in Eukaryota, Viridiplantae, Streptophyta, Magnoliopsida, Solanales, Convolvulaceae. The record is from the annotation of a GenBank genome assembly.